UCUCCGCUCCGCCAUAUUUGUUGAAGCCGCUUACAACUUGUCUAUUUUUUUCUCGUCGUGUCUGUGUGUGCUCAAAUAUUUGUUGUGGAAAUUAAGCGAUUUUCGUGUGGUUAAAUAGUGUAAAAGUUGCAUUUAGCAGCAAGCAUGGCAUCGGAGGAAGAGAAUGACGAUAAUUUUCAGGAGGAAGAAGAGGUACAGGAGGAGAAUGCACCAGUGGCGGAGCUCUCCAACGACUCCGAUGCGCCACUGAAGCCGACCGUGAGUAUUAAUGACGAGGACGAUGACUACGAUCCUGAGGACAGUCGCAAGAAGAAGAAGGGCAAGAAGCGAAAGACCCGAAAGGGCGAGGAGAAGGGGCGCAAGAAGAAGAAGCGCAAGAAGAACGAGAGCGAGGAGGACAGCGACUUUGUGCAGCACGAUGAGGAGGUGGAAUACGCGAGCACCUCGAAGCGCGGACGCAAACGCAAGGAGGAGAAACAGGCGGCAAUUGCCAAGGAGAAGGAGAAGGAAUCGGCUGCAUCAGGCAUGCCGUCCGUGGAGGAUGUCUGCUCGGCCUUCGGAGUGUGUGACGUGGAGAUCGAAUACAAUGAUGAUGAGCUGCAGACCCUGACCACCUACAAGGCGUUCAUGCAGCACGUGCGCCCGAUACUGCAGAAGGAGAACCCAAAGGUGGCCGCCACCAAGCUGAUGAUGCUGGUGGGGGCCAAGUGGCGGGACUUUUGCGAGAGCAAUCCCCAUAUCCUGCAGGAGGCUACGGCUGCAGCAGGAGGCGGCCAGGUACCGCGCAGUGUAGCCGAAGACGAGCCGGAGGAGCCGCGUUCCUCGCGCUCAUCGCGCAAUGAGAAGCCGGACGACAUCUACGACGAGGCCGCCGAAGAAGAGGAAGAAGAAGAGGAGGAGGAAAAGAAACCGCGCCGCAAGCGCAGCGGCCGUGGCAAGAAGGGCCGGCGACCCUCCGGAAAAGUUCCAACAUUGAAGAUUAAGUUUGGCAAGCGCAAGCGGGACAGCUCUGACGACGAGCAGGACGCAAGCGGUGCUUCCGAACGCGACUCGGAUCUGGAGUUUGAGCGCAUGCUGCAAAAGUCCGAUGACAGUGCCGACGAGAAGGAGACACCGCCAGCCACCGCGUCCGCUAAGCUCGCCGAGGCGGCGCCCGGGCCAGCAACCGAACAAGAUGACGGCACUCCAGUGGUGCGCAAGAAGGCCAAGACCAAGAUCGGCAACAAGUUCAAGAAGAAGAACAAGCUCAAGAAGACGAAGAACUUCCCCGAGGGCGAGGACGGGGAGCAUGAGCAUCAGGACUACUGUGAGGUGUGCCAGCAGGGCGGCGAGAUCAUUCUCUGUGACACCUGUCCGCGGGCGUAUCAUCUGGUCUGCCUGGAACCAGAGCUGGACGAGCCGCCAGAGGGCAAGUGGUCGUGUCCGCAUUGCGAGGCCGAUGGCGGCGCCGCCGAGGAGGAGGACGACGACGAGCAUCAGGAGUUCUGUCGCGUGUGCAAGGAUGGGGGCGAGCUACUGUGCUGCGACUCGUGCCCCUCGGCGUAUCACACGUUCUGCCUGAAUCCUGCCCUGGACACCAUACCAGACGGUGACUGGCGCUGCCCGCGCUGCAGUUGUCCCCCGCUAACCGGCAAGGCCGAGAAGAUAAUCACCUGGCGCUGGGCCGUGCAGCGUUCGGCCAACGAUGACCAGCCCUCGACAUCGCGGGGCACCACCUCAUCGUCGAAGGGCUCGGCCGCGGCAGCGGGCACUAGAGUGCGCGAAUAUUUCAUCAAGUGGCACAACAUGUCCUACUGGCACUGCGAAUGGGUGGCCGAGGUGCAGCUGGAUGUGCACCAUCCGCUGAUGAUCAGAUCGUUUCAGCGCAAAUACGACAUGGAGGAGCCGCCCAAGUUCGAGGAGUCACUGGACGAGGCCGACACGCGCUUCAAGCGCAUCCAGCGGCACAAGGACAAGGUUGGCAUGAAGGCCGACGAUGACGAUGAGGAGCAGCUGGAGGAGCGCUUCUACAAGAACGGCGUCAAGCCCGAGUGGCUGAUUGUCCAGCGCGUGAUCAACCAUCGCACAGCACGCGACGGCAGCACCAUGUAUCUGGUGAAGUGGCGCGAGCUGCCCUACGACAAGUCCACGUGGGAAGAGGAGGGCGAUGACAUCCAGGGACUGCGGCAGGCCAUCGACUACUACCAGGAUCUGCGGGCCGUUUGCACAUCGGAGAACACGCGUUCCAGCAGCAAGAAGAGCAAGAAGGGUCGCAAGUCCAAGAAGAUGGAGCUUGACGACGAGGAUCGUCCUGUGAAGCACUACACACCGCCACCGGAGAAGCCCACCACGGAUCUGAAGAAGAAGUACGAGGGCCAGCCGGCGUUCCUCGAUGAGACCGGAAUGCAGCUGCAUCCCUACCAGAUCGAGGGCAUCAACUGGCUGCGCUACAGCUGGGGCCAAGCCAUCGACACCAUUCUGGCCGACGAGAUGGGUCUCGGCAAGACCAUCCAGACUGUGACCUUUCUCUACUCGCUGUACAAGGAGGGCCACUGCCGCGGCCCGUUUCUGGUGGCCGUACCGCUGUCCACGCUCGUCAAUUGGGAGCGCGAAUUCGAGCUGUGGGCCCCCGAUUUCUACUGCAUCACGUACAUCGGGGACAAGGACUCGCGGGCGGUGAUACGCGAGAACGAGCUGAGCUUCGAGGAGGGGGCCAUCCGGGGCAGCAAGGUCUCCCGCCUGCGCACCACCCAAUACAAGUUCAACGUGCUGCUGACCAGCUACGAGCUGAUCUCCAUGGAUGCCGCCUGCCUGGGCAGCAUCGACUGGGCCGUCCUUGUGGUGGAUGAGGCCCAUCGCCUCAAGAGCAACCAGAGCAAGUUCUUCCGCAUCCUGAACAGCUAUUCGAUCGCCUACAAGCUGCUGCUGACCGGCACACCGCUGCAGAACAAUCUCGAGGAGCUGUUCCAUCUGCUGAACUUCCUCUCGCGCGACAAGUUCAACGACCUGCAGGCCUUCCAGGGCGAGUUCGCCGACGUCUCCAAGGAGGAGCAGGUGAAGCGACUGCACGAGAUGCUCGGCCCCCACAUGCUGCGUCGCCUCAAGACGGAUGUGCUCAAGAACAUGCCAUCCAAAUCGGAGUUCAUCGUGCGCGUGGAGCUCUCGGCGAUGCAGAAGAAAUUCUAUAAAUUUAUUCUGACCAAAAACUACGAGGCCCUCAACUCAAAGACCGGUGGUGGCUCCUGUUCGCUCAUCAACAUCAUGAUGGACCUGAAGAAGUGCUGCAACCAUCCGUAUCUGUUUCCCUCCGCGGCCGAGGAGGCAACCACCGCAGCGGGCGGACUCUAUGAAAUAAAUUCGCUGACUAAAGCCGCCGGGAAGCUGGUGCUGUUGUCGAAGAUGCUGCGGCAGCUGAAAUCGCAGAACCAUCGAGUGCUGAUCUUCUCGCAGAUGACCAAAAUGCUGGACAUACUCGAGGACUUUCUCGAGGGCGAGCAGUACAAGUACGAGCGGAUUGAUGGCGGCAUCACGGGCACAGUGCGCCAGGAGGCCAUCGACAGGUUCAAUGCGCCCGGUGCCCAGCAGUUUGUGUUUCUGCUGAGCACCCGAGCGGGCGGACUGGGCAUCAACUUGGCCACCGCCGACACGGUCAUCAUUUACGACUCGGACUGGAAUCCCCACAAUGACAUACAGGCCUUUUCGCGCGCCCAUCGCAUCGGGCAGGCCAACAAGGUGAUGAUUUAUCGCUUUGUCACGCGAAACUCCGUGGAGGAGCGCGUCACGCAGGUUGCCAAGCGAAAGAUGAUGCUCACGCAUCUGGUGGUGCGACCCGGGAUGGGUGGCAAGGGGGCAAACUUUACCAAGCAGGAGCUCGACGAUAUCCUGCGCUUCGGCACAGAGGAUCUCUUCAAGGAGGACGACAAGGAGGAGGCCAUUCACUACGACGACAAGGCGGUGGCCGAGCUGCUCGACCGCACCAAUCGCGGCAUCGAGGAGAAGGAGUCGUGGGCCAACGAGUACCUCUCCUCGUUCAAGGUGGCCUCCUACGCCACCAAGGAGGAGGAGGAAGAGGAGGAGACAGAGAUCAUCAAGCAGGAUGCCGAGAACUCGGACCCCGCCUACUGGGUCAAGCUGCUGCGACACCACUACGAGCAACACCAGGAGGAUGUCGGCCGUAGCCUGGGCAAGGGCAAGCGCGUCCGCAAGCAGGUCAACUACACGGACGGCGGCGUUGUGGCGGCCGAUACCAAUCGGGACGACUCCAACUGGCAGGACAAUGGCAGCGAGUACAAUUCGGAGUACUCGGGCGGCUCCGACGAGGACGGCGGCGACGAUGACUUUGACGAACAGAACGGCGGCGAGCGUCGGGGCAAACGCCGCGUGGACAGACGCGACGAUCGACCCCUGCCGCCGCUGCUGGCUCGUGUCGGUGGCAGUAUUGAGGUUCUCGGCUUUAAUGCCCGCCAGCGGAAGAGCUUCCUCAAUGCCAUCAUGCGGUAUGGCAUGCCGCCCCAGGAUGCCUUCAAUUCGCAGUGGCUGGUCAGGGACCUGCGCGGCAAAUCGGAGCGCAAUUUCAAGGCCUACGUCUCGCUGUUCAUGCGCCAUUUGUGCGAGCCGGGCGCCGACAAUGCGGAGACCUUUGCCGAUGGCGUUCCACGCGAGGGUCUCUCCCGCCAGCAUGUGCUCACCCGGAUCGGUGUGAUGUCGCUGAUCCGCAAGAAGGUGCAGGAAUUCGAGCACAUCAAUGGCUACUACAGCAUGCCGGAGAUCAUCCUGAAGCCAUGCGAGCCGGUUCAGGCGGCUCUGGGUGCCAAGCUGGAGAUACCAGCGGCUCUUGAGGCGCCACCUGGAAAGCCUGUCGCGGGCCCCGUCACGGAGGUGGACAAAAGUGCAACGACCAGCAACAGUGUGACGCCUGCAACCAGUGCGGCGCCCAGUCCAGCUCCUGCCUCGGAAAAGGGCGAGGACAAGGAUAAAGAAGCGGAGAAGAAAAAAGAAAAGGAGAAGGAAAAGGACGCUGGGACACCCGAGAAGAGCGAUGUGAAGCUGGAGCAAGAGGCUGACGAGGACAAGAAGCCUUCCGAUGUCAAACAGGAGCAGCAGCAGGCGGAAUCAGAAUCGUCUGCCGAGGUCAAACCGAGUGUGGCGGCAGUGGCGGCGGAGGUGAAGGCCGAAGCACCCAAGACCGAACCCAAAGAAGAGGCCAAGGAGACGGCAGAGCUCAAGGCGGAACCCAAGACCGAAGAGGACGACAAAGAAAAGGACAAGGAGAAGGAACAGGAAAAGGAGAAAAUGGAUGAUAAGAAGCCGCCCAUCCCCACAACGAUCAUUGAUGACGACGAUGACGAUGUGAUGAUUGUGAAGGAAGAUGGCGAACUGGAGAAGCCCAGUGGGGCCAGCGGCAGUGCCAGUGCCAGUGCCAGUGCUAGCGCGGAUCAGAAGUCGGCCACAGCUGCCGCCGGAGCAGCAGCGGCUAGCAAGCUGGUGGAGGAUCUCGAGGUGCUCAAGCGCACAUUCAUGUUCAAUAUCGCCGACGGUGGCUUCACCGAGCUGCACACCCUCUGGCUGAACGAAGAGAAGGCCGCCGUGCCCGGCAGGGAGUACGAGAUCUGGCACCGUCGCCACGACUACUGGCUGCUGGCCGGAAUCGUGACCCAUGGCUAUGGACGCUGGCAGGACAUCCAGAACGACAUACGCUUCGCCAUCAUCAAUGAGCCGUUCAAGAUGGACGUGGGCAAGGGCAAUUUCCUGGAGAUCAAGAACAAGUUUCUGGCCAGACGCUUUAAGCUGCUGGAGCAGGCCCUUGUCAUUGAGGAGCAGCUGCGACGUGCGGCAUUCCUUAAUCUCGCCCAGGACCCCAGCCACCCGGCCAUGUCGCUGAAUGCACGCUUCGCGGAGGUCGAGUGUCUGGCCGAGUCGCAUCAGCAUCUCAGCAAGGAGUCGCUGGCCGGCAAUAAGCCCGCUAAUGCCGUGCUGCACAAGGUGCUCAACCAGCUGGAGGAACUGCUCUCCGACAUGAAGAGUGAUGUCUCCCGCCUGCCGGCCACACUGGCCCGCAUCCCUCCCGUGGCCCAGCGCCUACAAAUGUCCGAGCGAUCGAUUCUCUCUCGCCUGGCGGCCACCGCCGGCACCUCCUCCAAUGCAGCUCAAUUGAUGGGCCAGUUCCCCGGUGGAUUCCAGGGCACAACGCUGCCUGCAUUCACUGGCGGUCCUGCAGGGAACUUUGCCAACUUCCGGCCGCAAUUCUCGGUCCCCGGACAGCUAUCAAAUACUUCUGGCUCCUAGGCAACUCUCUUCCACCUCCAAAUCUAUGCUAGGCUUAUUCGUAUUCCACAACAAAAUAUACUUUACUCAAUCUAAGAAUUUAAAUUUGAAAACCGAAUGACACACACACACAAGAACUCAUAAAUAUUUAUCAUAAUCAUUUGCAAUGAAAAACAAAAACAAGAAACCACCCUAUAACGAUAAUCUCGUCGCGUUCACACAAAUAUUACAACUUCUACAUAUUUGACACUUGACGAAUACCGGCGUUCAUGCCGUUGAUUCUGCUCUUGCUUCACACACGGAACGAAACGGAAUGGAUACCAAUUCACAUACGACAAGUAUAAUAAUGCUUAUUUACUUACAUAUUUACUAUGUGAUUACACCAUAAUCUAGAUACAAUAUAUAAAUGUAUUGAAUUCCAUUGCAAAGAACAACGAUUGAAUUUG
Drosophila obscura is the source of this 6689-nucleotide messenger RNA. It is a transcript of the gene Mi-2, whose product is annotated as chromodomain-helicase-DNA-binding protein Mi-2 homolog. Bases 145 to 6264 code for a protein of 2039 amino acids. Gene Ontology annotation, biological process: negative regulation of transcription by RNA polymerase II; chromatin remodeling. Gene Ontology annotation, cellular component: chromatin; nucleus. The record is from RefSeq and is a predicted model, not a curated record. Lineage: Eukaryota; Metazoa; Arthropoda; Insecta; Diptera; Drosophilidae. Gene Ontology annotation, molecular function: chromatin binding; DNA binding; ATP-dependent chromatin remodeler activity. The transcript is spliced from 5 exons.